AAACUAUUAAGUUAUGGCUGCAGUGUUCUGUUGUAAAUUGAUAGGAAGCAACAAUGGCCCGGCUAAGUUUUAUAAUCGCUUUAGCAGUUUUAGUAGCUGUGUGUGACGCAGCAUUCCGUGUGGAGCGAUCACCACAAUUCGCGGGAGCAUCAGCGCAGGCUGGAGCAGGGGGAUUUGGGAGACCAGGAUUCGGUGGGCCUGGCGCAUUCGGCAGGCCUGGUGGUUUCGGCGGACCUGGCUUCCAACAACCUAGAGGAUUCGGUCAACAAGGAGGAUUCGGUCAUCAAGGAGGAUUCGGUCAUCAAGGAGGAUUCGGUCAACAAGGAGGCUUCGGAGGCGGUUUCCCGAGACAGGGGGGCUCUAUCAACAUUGCGAAGAGUGUUAGUAUUAGUGCAGGACGUGGCGGUGGCAGAUCUGGAGCCAAUGCUGGAGCGUUUGGUGGGAAGUAGUAAACAGAGAGUGUACCGCUUGAAAGACGCUUUUGUAAACUGUUGAUAUUGAUAGUACUUAAUUAUAUAUUUGUAUAAAAUAUUUUAAAAGUAUGUUUUUGUGUCUCCCUUUCCUUUGUUAAUUUUGUACAUAUUCUAAUUUAUUUU
Molecule: messenger RNA, 596 nt
Organism: Maniola jurtina (meadow brown)
Lineage: Eukaryota; Metazoa; Arthropoda; Insecta; Lepidoptera; Nymphalidae
Product: keratin, type II cytoskeletal 3-like
Exons: 2
Coding region: 54-449 (131 amino acids)
Source: RefSeq, a predicted model, not a curated record